CCGCCACCCUGAGGGAGAAGAGUUUGAACCUGCUGAGGUGCUGGAAGAGGAGGGGGAACGAAAUGCCGAGAAAGAGGAGGGAGAUAUAUGCCCAGGAAUGGGACUGCUAGAUCAUACGCGGCUGCUGCUUGCGGAGGAGAUCUGCUCAUUGCGGCUCUCUGCAGUCUCUAGCCCGCUCUUGCAGGACCGGUCACCGCGGCCAACGCAGCUCUGCACCCCAGCCCGGCCACAGCUGCCUCUGUCUGGUUCUCACAGCCUCAGCACCGCCUUCAUCCCAGCAGCAGCCUCGACCGUCGCUCCGACAGUUCGAUCGCUACCGCUCGUUCCACCUCUGCCCCAGCCACUGCUGCGUCUGAUAUUCUGGUGAGUCUUUCCUUGCGGAGGUCAGGUCUCCUGAUCUUGACGGUAGCCACCUUAGGCGUGCGAGGUCCUUUGAAAAAUGGCCGAGUCAGCCAACCACAAGGAACUGUUAGAAUCCAGUCAAGAAGAGGCUGGUAAUAAGGUAAUGACGGAGGGGCCUGGGGAACAGCCGGAGCGCGGUGAAGAUGCCGCAGCUGGGCCUGGAAAUGAUGGGGAGCGCGGUGAAGAAGCCGCCGCUGGGCCUGGGGAAGAAGGGGGAAAAGGUGAAGAUGCUGCUGCUGGGUCCGGGGAAGGCGGGGGAAAAGGUGAAGAUACUGAUGAGGACUCAGACCCAGACCGUCCAAAAGGACUUAUUGGUUAUCUUUUAGAUACAGACUUUGUUGAAAGUCUACCUGUGAAAGUUAAAUAUCGUGUGUUAGCCCUCAAAAAGCUGCAAACUAGAGUGGCCAAUCUAGAAUCCAAAUUCCUGAGGGAAUUUCAUGGUAUUGAAAGAAAGUUUGCUGAAAUGUAUCAACCUUUAUUGGAAAAAAGACGUCAGAUAAUCAAUGCAAUCUAUGAACCUACAAAAGAAGAAUGUGAAUAUAAAUCAGACUCUGAGGACUAUGAUGAUGAGGAGAUGGAUGAUGAGGAAAAGGUGUAUGGUAAUGAGGAGGGUCUGCUACAUGAGUACACGGAUGACGAUGACGGUUAUGAAGAUUAUUAUGACUCUGCUAUUGAGGAGGAGGAGGAUGACGAGGAUGAUGAUGAUGAUGAUGAUGACGAUGAUGACGAUGACGUCGAGGCUGCCGAAGAUGAGAAUAAAGAAGAUCCUAAAGGAAUUCCUGAUUUUUGGCUGACUGUCCUAAAAAAUGUUGACACACUCACUCCUUUCAUUAAGAAAUAUGAUGAGCCUAUUCUGAAACUCCUGACAGAUAUUAAAGUGAAGCUUUCAGACCCUGGUGAGCCUCUGAGUUUCACGCUGGAAUUUCACUUCAAACCAAAUGAAUAUUUCAAAAAUGAGCUGUUGACAAAGACCUAUGUGCUGAAGUCAAGGCUAGCAUAUUAUGAUCCCCAUCCCUACAGGGGAACUGCAGUUGAGUAUUGUACAGGCUGUAAGAUAGAUUGGAAUGAAGGAAAAAAUGUCACUUUGAAAACCAUCAAGAAGAAGCAGAAACACCGGAUCUGGGGAACAAUCCGAACUGUGACUGAAGAUUUUCCCAAGGAUUCAUUCUUCAAUUUCUUUACUCCUCAGGGAAUCAACUCAAAUGGAAAGGAUGGAAAUGAUGAUUUUUCACUUGGUCACAAUUUACGUACUUACAUAAUCCCAAGAUCAGUAUUAUUUUUCUCAGGUGAUGCACUUGAAUCUCAGCAGGAGGGGAUAGUUAGGGAAGUUAAUGACGCAAUUUAUGACAAAAUUAUCUAUGAUAAUUGGAUGGCUGCAAUUGAGGAGGUUAAAGCCUGUUGCAAAAAUCUUGAGGCAAUAGUAGAAGACAUUGAUCGCUAAGGCAGGGUAUAUAUACAUGGCCCUGAAAUUAACUGCCCUAGAUCUAGUUACUCAAGAUAUAAGAAGUUAAUUACAGUCUUGUGUUCUCAAUUUUUCUUAUAGUGUCAGUUAAAACAUAUGUCUCAGAAAUAUGAGAAGUUCAAAUACUAAUUCAUUUGAGCUUGCAUUUUAGUAGUAGAAUACCAAAUGUACACUGUGGUGAAUGAUUUAAGACAUAUUAAUAUAGUGGUGUGUAGUUUAGUCCUUCUGAAGUCCUUUUGUCAUGGAGAUAUUAAUCUGUAACUGUGAAUAUUAUCAGAAUUGCUAAAUGAGAUCAAUAUUUAUUCAGAAACAAAACUUUUGGAGAACCAACCCAGGAUUCUUUUGAUGUUAUUGUUGUUUUUUUUUUUCAUUUGUCUUAGUACUUUAGCUAGUGAGUUUAAUUUUAUUGUGCCUGCUUCAUUUUGCAAUAAAAAUGCAGAAGAAUUUUAAAUAUUAAUGCUUAAGAAAAAGUCUGCAUGUGGUUAAGAAUUUCAGGCAAAACCAUAUUUAUUGUUAGUAAGAACUUGUUCAUAGGCUCUUAUAUUUUAUGGGACCAUGGUAAAUAAUAAAAAUUAGUCAUAUUAAGGUUGUCUGUCAAUGAAAUGUUAAUCACAGUAUUUUCAAAAGAAUGCUACAUAUUUUGUAUAGUUGUGCAAACUGUAAUUACAGUGUAUCAUUUCUCUUUUCCCAUAGCACAUUUAAUCAUUCAUUGAAAGUGAACACUUUACCAUUUUGCAAAGAUUUUUCAUGUUCUUUCACCACAAAAUAAAAUGAAUAAAAAUU
Molecule: messenger RNA, 2647 nt
Organism: Camelus dromedarius (Arabian camel)
Lineage: Eukaryota; Metazoa; Chordata; Mammalia; Artiodactyla; Camelidae
Gene: NAP1L2
Product: nucleosome assembly protein 1 like 2
Exons: 3
Coding region: 440-1843 (467 amino acids)
Biological process (GO): nucleosome assembly
Cellular component (GO): nucleus; chromatin
Molecular function (GO): chromatin binding; histone binding
Source: RefSeq, a predicted model, not a curated record